Messenger RNA from Cyphellophora attinorum, 2307 nucleotides. RefSeq names its product Multiple RNA-binding domain-containing protein 1. The coding region runs from base 1 to 2307 and encodes 768 amino acids. The record is from RefSeq and is a predicted model, not a curated record. The transcript is spliced from 2 exons. Gene Ontology annotation, molecular function: RNA binding. Lineage: Eukaryota; Fungi; Ascomycota; Eurotiomycetes; Chaetothyriales; Cyphellophoraceae.
AUGGGAGAUGCAUCGCCAGACGAGACGGCCACAAGUACGCGCAUUUUCGUGUCUGGCCUGCCUCCCAAAUUGACGAGCGAUGACCUACGCAAGCAUUUUAGCCACAAAAGCGAUGCUACAGAUGCACAUGUUUUCCCAGAUCGCCGCAUUGGCUUUGUUGGCUUUCGCGACCACGAAACAGCCAGAGAUGCCGUCAGAUACUUCAAUAAGUCAUUCAUACGAAUGUCAAAAAUCGCUGUGUCAGUAGCGCGGCCCAUCGAAGUCAAGAGAGAUGCCAACGGUCAGGGUGCUCCAGUCUCCAUGCGGCGGGACAAGAUCCCAAGACAUGCCGAUGCCAAUGUCGCAAAGAAGCGGAAAAGAGAUGCUCGCGAUGACGGGGAAUCAGAGCGUGGUGCGCAAGAUGCUGGACACGUGAGCAAUUCCGAACAACCGCAACAGCUCGACGAGAAUGUACUGCCUGCAGCUGGGAACGAGGAACCGUUUGAAGGCUUCGCUUCUGACGAGGAAACUACGGAGCUCGAUCGCACGCAAGCAACUGUAGCGACGUCCGACAUGGACUGGAUACGUGGCAAAACAAGCCGCACGCUCGAUCUGCGAGAACUAGACAGUGAGCCUGUGGUGUCCAGGUCUUCACGGGACAUCCAGCCGUUGUCACCCCCAGCUACAGACCAGGAGGACGCUGGCGCUGAGAUCGACUCAGCAGCGCCGCAAACGAACGCAGACAGCCCAGUCGCCGUACCCAAUGGUCGCUUGUUUGUGCGCAAUUUGUCCUUCGAUGUUUCUGAUGUCGACCUUGAGUCGCUGUUCGGGUCGCACGGCCAGGUCACAGAGGUACAUAUCGUUAAGGAUAAUCGGACGUCGAGAAGCAAAGGCUUGGGCUUCGUGCAAUUUGUCGAUCCCGAGGAUGCAGCGAAAGCGCUACACGAACUUGACGGUCAGUCUUUUCAGGGCAGAUUACUGCACCUGCUCCCAGCUUCCGAUCGAAAGGACCAGAAGUUAUCCGACUUCGAGAUCUCAAAGCUGCCUUUGAAGCAACAGAAAGCGCUCAAGCGGAAGUCUGGGGCUACAACUCAGACCUUCAGCUGGAACUCAUUAUACAUGAAUCCUGAUGCCGUGCUAUCGUCUACUGCGCAGCGGUUAGGUGUGUCAAAGGCGGACUUGCUUGACCCUUCGUCUACGGACGCAGCUGUGAAGCAGGCACAUGCGGAGACUGCCAUCAUUCAGGAGACAAAAGAAUACCUGCGCAAGCAGCAGAUCAAUGUCGCCGCUUUCUCGGAGCGUCUCAGAGACGACAAGUCUUUGCUCCUGAAGAACUUUCCCUACGGAACCACGUCCGAAGAGUUGUCAGCAAUGUUGGCCAAAUUUGGUUCACUGGAGAAGUUGGUACUGCCGCCGUCAGGCACAAUGGCCAUCGCUCUGUUCCUGGAGCCUCAUGCAGCAAAAGCAGCUCUCAAAAGUUUGGCAUACACCAACCUCAAAGGUUCAGUCUUGUACCUGGAAAAGGGGCCCAAAGGUUUAUUUGACGUUACUAGGGAUGAAUCUACGGCACCUGAGGCGAGGAAUGCUGUUCCUGCAGAAGAGCCCUCGGAGUGGGAGACUAAGGCACAAACGUCAACAAUCUUCAUCCGCAACCUCAAUUUUGCCACUACGACAGCUCGUUUGGGCGAAGUGUUCAAACCGCUAUCCGGGUUCUUGUCAGCAAGAGUAAAGACUAGAACGGAUAAAGCUCGACCCGGAGAGACCCUCAGCAUGGGAUUCGGCUUCGCAGAGUUUCGCACCAGAGCCCAGGCCGAGGCAGCUAUUGCCACAAUGAAUGGCCAUCGUCUAGAUGGUCAUGAGCUUCUCGUCCAGCUGUCCAACAAGGUCCCAGACGCUGCAAAGGAGCGCCGCAAGGAGGAUAGCUUGAAGAAAGCUGAUUCGGCGAAGACCAAGAUCAUCAUCAAGAAUCUUCCGUUUGAAGCCUCGAAGAAGGAUCUGCGGGCCCUCUUCGGUGCCUAUGGCCAACUACACUCCAUCAGAAUGCCAAGGAAAUUUGACAAUUCUGUCCGUGGGUUUGCUUUUGCCAACUUCGCAUCAGCGAAAGAGGCCACCUCUGCCAUGGAGGCAUUGUCCAGCACUCACUUGCUAGGUCGCAAACUUGUACUUGAUUUCGCUGAAGGAGAAACAGACGAUCCUGAAGAAACUAUAAAAGCGAUGGAGAAAAAGGCCGGUCGGCACGAGCAUCUUGCGAAUGUCACCAAAAUGUUGUCAGGAUCGGCCCGCAGAAAGUUUGCAGUGGAGGACAGUGCACGAGACGAUGAUGCUUAG